This is a messenger RNA of Prunus armeniaca (apricot), 1371 nucleotides long. The record is from the annotation of a GenBank genome assembly. Lineage: Eukaryota; Viridiplantae; Streptophyta; Magnoliopsida; Rosales; Rosaceae.
AUGGAGCCUCGGUGCUUAUCAGACACUGGAUCCAUAGUCAAGCUCAGCAGCUUUGCCAUUUUGCUUGUCUUUUUGCUUUCAUGCUUCAGUUUUACUUCUACAGAAGCCUAUGAUGCCCUUGAUCCAACCGGGAAUAUCACAAUUAAAUGGGAUGUCAUUAGUUGGACUCCAGAUGGCUAUGUUGCUGUUGUUACAAUGUUUAACUUCCAGCAGUAUCGACAUAUACAAACACCAGGCUGGACAUUAGGAUGGACAUGGGCAAAAAAGGAAGUAAUUUGGAGCAUGGUGGGAGCACAAACCACCGAGCAAGGGGAUUGUUCAAGAUACAAAGGGAAUGUCCCACAUUGCUGUAAGAAGGAUCCAACAGUUGUGGAUUUGUUGCCAGGAACUCCUUACAACCAGCAGAUUGCAAAUUGCUGCAAAGGGGGAGUAAUGAACUCAUGGAUCCAGGACCCAGCCAAUGCUAUAAGUUCGUUCCAGAUCAGUGUGGGUGCUGCAGGAACAACGAACAAAACUGUCAGACUGCCAAAAAACUUCACCUUGAAAGCACCUGGGCCUGGAUAUUCUUGUGGGAUAGCAAAGAUUGUAAAACCAACCAGAUUUCUAACAGCGGAUAAAAGGAGAUGGACCCAAGCAAUGAUGACCUGGAACGUUACUUGCACAUACUCGCAAUUCCUGGCUCAAAAGACACCCACUUGUUGUGUUUCUCUCUCCUCCUUCUAUAAUGAGACCAUAGUAAGCUGCCCCACUUGUGCCUGUGGCUGCCAGAACAACGCUACAGACCCUGGGAGCUGUGUAGAGCCGAACAAUCCAUAUUUAGCUUCAGCUGUAUCAGGUCCUGGAAAAUCUACUAAUGCUCCUCUGGUCCAGUGUACUAGCCAUAUGUGUCCAGUCCGAGUCCAUUGGCAUGUGAAGCUCAAUUACAAGGAGUACUGGAGAGUGAAAGUCACAAUUACAAAUUUCAAUUACAGAAUGAACUACACGCUGUGGAAUCUUGUUGUGCAACAUCCCAACUUUGAUAAUUUGACCAAGAUUUUCAGCUUCAAUUACAAAUCCCUAACUCCUUAUGCUGGCUUAAAUGACACUGCCAUGUUGUGGGGAGUAAAGUUUUAUAACGAUUUGCUCACACAAGCUGGCCCUCUUGGAAAUGUGCAGUCAGAGCUCCUAUUUCGAAAGGAUGCAUCGACUUUCACUUUUGAAAAGGGAUGGGCUUUUCCUCGAAGGAUUUAUUUUAAUGGUGACAAUUGUGUCAUGCCACCUCCAGAUGCCUAUCCAUGGUUGCCAAAUUCCAGUCCCAAACAAGUCAUUUCCAUACUUCAUCCCGCCAUCGCCAUCUUCGUAUCUCUGCUAUUCUUAUUGGCUUAUGCAUAG